CCCCUGCAAAGUCAAUACUUGGCAUAUCUGCAUUCUUUCUGUACUGUGUGGCUGUUGCUGAGGUGUCUCUGGCCGAGGACAGCGACUGUCACUCUGAAGGAAGCUGCUGCAAACACAAAGCCGUAUUAGCGCUAGCAAUUAAUAGAGCUGAUCUUGAUUUAGCAAGUAUGAAACAGUUUAAUUUGCAUUUACGUCGCUAAUUUGUGCUUCUGCUAGUUAAAGCUCCUUGAAGCUAAAAGUUUUGCAGAAAAGCAGUAAAAACUAAAAUGUUGAACUAGUCUUUGAGGCAUCUUUAACUUGACAGUUAAUGGAGAUUUAUCUUAUUCUGUUAUGUUACUUUUUUUAAAUGAGGGAUCAAUGAAGUUCUAUUUUAAAAAAGCUAAUGUCGGCUUUAAGCUAGUUUAGCUUUAGCAAAGUGGACCUUGAGCUAAGGUUUAGCAACUAUUUUCACUUGACAGUGUAAGUGCUGAAAAAUGCAGAAAUGCUUCCUACAAGUGGAAUAAAAAGAUUUUAUGCCAGAUAUACUGCAUAUUAGAGUAUUUACUUUCAGGUGCAAACUAAUACUUCAUUUUCACGUGUCUUUACUACCUUAAUCAUUGCCAGUAUUCUAGCUGUUCCAUUCUGUUCAUAUUUUCAUUAUUAGCCCAUCAUACUUACAUCUUGUUGCUUUUCUGUUGGAAACUAUAUUUUUUAAUUUUAUUUUUUCACACUAUUAAAUAUUUUCAGUAGAGGUUUUAGUUACAAAAAGAACUAGUGUUUGCUUUAAGCUAGUUUAACUUUAGCUAAGUGGAGCUUGAGCUAAAUUUUAAAUUAUGUUAAAAUUAUUUUCACUUUUACUCGACAGUCUAAAGUGCUGAAAAAUGCAAAACAAGUUUCCUGUAAGUGGAAUUUAAAAAAAAGGCCUUAGUUCAAAGAGAAUAAUUUUUUGUUGUCUGUUAUCUUAGAUUAAAAAAAUAAAAGCAUACAAAUCUGUUUAAAGUAAAAAGUGCUGCAAAUAAUAAACAAUUUGACAAUUUAAUGUCAUUUUGCAGUAUAAAUUUUCUCAACAGUUUGUGAAAUGUCAGUUUCAGUAUCCUGUAAUAUUUCAUUUCAUGUACAGCAUGUCUGUAUUGUGCAAUAUUUUAUGUGUAAUAUUUAAUUCAAUGCACAAUCUAUCAUUUUCAUUUGUGACGUUACUAUUUUAGCUAAUUUUCAUUUUUCACUCGUAUCAUACUUACAAUUUGUUAUUUUUGUGUUGGACACUGAAACUGUUCAUGCUAUUUUUUCAUAUUAGAUUAUUGAUUAUUUUCUGAGCAAAAUCUUGCAGAACAAGUUUUAUUUAUUUUUUCAAUCCUAAAAAAGAAAGAACUUUGCUACUUUUAACUUUAAUUUAACUUCAGCUAACUGGACCUUGAGCAAAAUAUUAGUGACUGUUUUCACCUUAACUCUGACAAGUUUCACUUUGACAGUUUAAAAUAGAAUUUUUGUCGAGACUAGAAAAAACACGAAGCUUCAUAAUGAACUGAACUGAAUGAAUGUGGAUAUAAGUAGAGAGUAAUGUGGAUCAAUGUGAGCGCUGUCAGUGGAAAUCUGACAUUUUUCAAAGUACAGUAGGAGAUGUACAAAUAUAAAAUACAUCUAGAAAAAUGUAUCUAUGAAAUCAGUGGGAUCUUUAUUCUCUAGAACUAUAAAAACAAUAAAUGAUGCUGCACUUCUACAUAUUCUACAUUGCAGAACAUAAAAGAGUAACAGCUUAAAGUAGAGUAAAGGUGCAGAUAUUACAUUAUAUUUUUUAGAUAUUUGGAAGGACACAUGCAGCUCUCAGCAAGAUGGAUGUCUGUAAUGAUGCAAAGCAGUUUCCCAUAAUGAGGAAGGAUUUACACCCAAUUAUCUCCUGUCAUCAGCUACAAUCUCGACUGUUCUCCAGAUGGUCACAUUAUUUUAGCCCUAAUUCAUUUAAACUUUUAAUUAUAGCAGCUUAAAGUUAAAAUAUAAACAUUUUUAUGAGAAAAAUUUACCUAAGACGGUCAGUUCCCAACACCAACAUCAGGGUCUCCUGACACCUUGGAGUAAGCUAAGCUAAGCUAAUAAGGCUUUAUUGAAUGCUGUUCUGGAAAUUAAUGUGCGUUUUUUCAUUAAAGAAAACAGCAAAAGGACAAAAUUAAGAAGGUAAUCUUGCUUUAUUUUGCUUUUGUUCCAAGUUUUUCAGCUCUGUGUACCAGAAUAUAUAAUAAAGUAAUAAAAACUGACACUCUCCAGUCAUUGUAAUAAUAAACAGCUAGAAUUUAUUGCCAUAGGAGUAGAACUACUUCUUAAUUCUUCUUUCUAGGGCCAUCAUUCUGCUUGUGAUGCAUUUAUUUGCGACAUUUUUCAUUCUGACGGCGUGCAUUGUGUUAUUAUAUCGUCUGUUUAUGUUCUCGUACUGAUUUAGAUGAAGCCGUCUCGGUGAUCGGUGAGUUUUUCAGACUGGUAGCUGUUGUGUUAGCGCUGUUGGUGGGUGUUUGUACCUGAAAUCCGACCUGCGCUGCCGUUCUGCUUAUUUCAGUGCCUCUAAAUAAGCACCGGCAGACCCUCGACGCUCGGCCUCAUUGAGUUUGAAUGAAACUCUGGAGAAUUUUUUUUUUUGGCACGUUUCGAAGUGUGUGACACUUUGUGAGAUAUUUGCCGGAGUCCCUCCUGUUUCCUGUCCCCAACUCUCCAACUGUUAUGUUAAGUAGCGGGCCUGCUUUCUGUCCGCUGCUCUCUCCUCCUUGGGUUUCAAUUCCAAACAUGGUUAUCCUUGUAGGGUUCCAUUGACGCCCCCCGCCUCCUAUCUCCUCCAGCUGUUGGCAGGCCGGCGGUGGAAGAAACAGACAGUAGAAGCACAGCAAGAAAGACGACAAGAAGCAACCCAUUCCAGCUGUGUUUAACUGAGCCGUGAGAACUUUCUCCCAUUGAAGAAUUUUCCGCUGCAGGCCAAAGGAACAAACAUCCAGCAGCUGUUUAUUUGGAGCUCCUCACAGCGCAGAAAUAGCAGCGAGCUUGAAGAGGAUUUUUUGGGUCCUUUUAAUUUCCAAACAUGAGCGAAGGAAACUGGACUCUGCUGGACAGUUUGUUCUUCCCGCCGCUCUGCGAUGGCUGGACCAACAACACCGAAGGGGCCAUCUACCACCUGGGCAACACCUUCCUGUUCCUGGGCUACAUGGGGGGCAGCGGCGCCUACGGGUGCCUCUUCAUCUUCGGCUUCCUGUCACCGGCAUUCCUCUGCCUCGCCCUCUGGGGCUUGUUGACCAUGUGCGGCCUGGACGUCCUCACCUGGAACCUGAUCCUGCUGCUGGCUGCCCUCCUGCAGAUCUGCCACCUGCUGUUCCGGCUGCACCAGGAGGGGAUCCACAGCGAGGAGCUCACCGCCCUCUACCAGGCCGUCUACCUGCCGCUGGGCGUCCCCGUCCAGGUGUUCAAGGAGAUCUCUGGCGCCUUCGAGAACAAAGUGGUGGAGCUGAAGGCCGGAGAGACGUAUGCCGUGGAGGGGAAGACGCCCAUCGACCAGCUCGCCUUUCUGCUGUCCGGCAGGAUAAACGUGUCUCUGGAGGGUCAGUUCCUGCACUACAUCCACAGACACCAGUUCCUCGACUCCCCUGAGUGGGAAUCUCUGCGACCCAACGAGGAGGGGAAGUUCCAGGUGACCCUGACGGCGGAGGAAGACUCCCGCUACGUCUCGUGGCGUCGCCGUCGCCUCUACAUGCUGAUAUCGAAGGAACGCUACAUCGCCCGCCUCUUUUCCGUCAUGCUGGGAUACGACAUCGCCGAGAAGCUCUACAACCUCAACAACAAGCUCUACAUCAAGAGCGGUGUCCUGCUGGACAUCCGCCUGCCCAGCCUCUACCACGUCCUGGCACCGUCCUCUCAGGGCAGCGAGGGCGGCAGCGAUGGCGGCGGCCUCCCCAGGGAACAGCGGGGCCAUGAACCGGCACCGGCCUACCAGACGUCCGAUCCAGGCCAGUCCGAACCCCUACAGACGCCCCCACACGGACCGGGAAAGACGGCCCUGGACGAACCCCUGCAGGCCCCCCAGCAGCGCUACCAGCACCCCUGGGCAACGGAGCCGGAGCUGCCCUCUGGUGAGGACUCCACCAGCCUGGUCCUGGAGGACUUUGCCGAUGUGGCGGGCUCCUUAACGGACUAUGGCAGUGAGAGGGAUUAUUUGAGGUAGAGGGUGCAGGGUUCUGGAGCUAACACACUGGGUCACCAUUAAGCUACAUAAUCUGACGAUGAGGUGAAUCUUCCUCCUCGGUUCCAGAGGAUCAGAGCUCCGCUGGCUCCGACCGACACCCCGAAACUGUGAGAGCGAACUCUGGAAACUCCAAAUGAUCUGCAGCAUGAACGUGUCUCACAGCACCGCCUCAGUAAUCAGCGUUCUCCUUCCACAUCUGGAUGUUUUAUUCCAGCGUUUUCUGUUUUCUAACUGAGAUUCAAAGUCCCCAAAGCAGCGUUUAGGCCACGAAUGUCACAAAUCUGGAGGUUUAAUUUACAGAAUAAUCAACAGGAACCAAGAACUAGAUCACAUUUAACACCUGAAAUGUUAUUUUAUGAUUUAAAAGCUGAUUUAACGUGACUGAAACUUCAGAUUUGGUUUCCUGUUGAAGUUGAAAAUCUAAAUGUUUGGUUCAGAUUUUAUUUUCACGUUUUUAUGAGUGUAAACUUGAUUUUUGGUGUUUUUUUCACAAAUGACUUAAGUUUUAGACACACAUUUUCUGGAUCUGAAAGAAUUUUUUGUGGUUUUGAUGACAGAAAAUUGACACGAAUCCAUAAGAAGUUCUGAUGUAAAGAUUCAUUUUCACACUUUCACUCAAAUUCAAACACCAGUUAUUAAAAUGAUUUGAAAUUAUUGAUGUUUGAUGCGUUCACUGACAGAUUUUCACCGUUUUUGUACUGAGAUUUUUAUCUUUUACAGCCAAAAAUCAACUAAAUUGAAAUCUUUUCUGCAGUUUUUAAAUUACUAGACGUUAAAACAUUGUCAGAUUUCCACUUUCACGUUUAUUUUUCUGUCAUUUUAAAGAUGUUUUUUUCUUGAAGCCAAAUUCAUGUAAAGGAAGCCCGUUUCUUUCCAUUAAAUGCCUGUAGACCAUGUGUUUUUAUUUUUAUAACUAAUGGAGUGUUUCAUACACACGUGUAAACUGUGAAUCGUGUUGUUUGACGUCAGAAAAAUGAGGAAAUGUUUGUAAAAAAGUAUUUUCAUGGGGCCAAGUUUUCUCCAUAAAGAUCUUUGUGUGCAGUGGAA
Acanthochromis polyacanthus (spiny chromis) is the source of this 5239-nucleotide messenger RNA. It is a transcript of the gene popdc2, whose product is annotated as popeye domain containing 2. The transcript has 4 exons. The record is from RefSeq and is a predicted model, not a curated record. Gene Ontology annotation, molecular function: cAMP binding. Lineage: Eukaryota; Metazoa; Chordata; Actinopteri; Pomacentridae. The coding region runs from base 3038 to 4171 and encodes 377 amino acids. Gene Ontology annotation, cellular component: sarcolemma.